AUGCCUACGAACAGAGUAGAAAACAUACACGCCGUGUCCAGACGACAAAGUGGAGUGUCUAUACAAAGCUCUGAUGCGCUGUUCUCAGACAAACAACGAUUCGACGAGGUGCUUCGCAAUUCGGGUUCAUCUCGGGUGUUUCAAAUGGUUAAAAUGAUGGCUAUCAUACUGGUGCCGAUUAUCACGCUGAUCGUGCAGUCAGGCUUGUCAGGAAAGGAAACCUUGGAGGACAGAGAUGCGGCUGCCUUGUUGUACAAAUCUGUUGAUAUUGACUUAAUCAUUAGUGCAGCAGUCAUUAACCUGCAGAAGGAACGAGGGAUCACCGCAAUGUACUUGAGUUCAAAUAGAAGUAAUUUAAACGCGCGUCAUAGCCUUCAUUCCUUGUAUCCUGAUACCGAUGCCAAGUUGUUGGCUAUGUUCACCUUGGAGUCGGGAAGCAUGUGCGAUGUCAUUACCGCAGUCACAGGCUGUCGGGAGUUAAGCGACUUUAUCAACGAACAUAGACUAAAAGUGCUUCAAUCAUCAGUGCAUCUUUCUAUUGAAGAUAAUAUUAUAUUUUAUACGAGCAUUAACGAAGCUUUAAUGCAAAAAAACACAAACGCGUUGAUUAAAGCCAAAGUCGGUUGGCUUUGGUCGUCCUUGGUUGCCAAAUCGUCUUUAUUAAGUGCAACAGACGUGAUCGGUAUCGAGAGAGCACUGGGAGCAACAUAUUAUGCAAGUUGUUCGCCACUAUCAACGUCCUCGUUGCGUUGGAUGAUGCAAGUACACUCCCAGGGACUGGCGCUAAUGAGGGAAGCCUUCAGGUAUUCGCCUACAUUGGCAGACACGUUAUAUAUACGCAUGGAAGAGCACUAUCCUCUGAACGUGUCACUGUCCAUGAUGACAAGCGAGGUUUUUCAAAACAGUUACCAUUGUCAGGAAUACGGCGCUGUCAUGUCUGCGACAAUGGCGGACUAUUGGUUUGGUAAUAUGACAGAAUACAUUGAUAUAUUGGCAGGAGUGAGAGUACAGAUAUCCGCUGACAUUAUCAGGGAAGCGGAAUUCAUCAUUGAAAGCGCCAGGACAAAACUGAUUACGCACAUUACUCUGAUGGUCUGCAUCACAAUACUUUGCAUUUCCUUGGGUUUUUGGUACGCAUAUAGUAUAUAUCGGCUUCUUUCCUCACUAACAAUGUACGGUAGUAAGAUAACUAGCCAAACUCGACAACUAUCCAUGGAGAAAAAAAAGACAGACAGGCUGCUUUAUCAGAUGUUACCGAGGUCAGUGGCAGAUCAACUUAAAUCUAACAAAUCAGUCAAGACAGAGUAUUACGAGAACGUUACCAUAUAUUUUAGCGAUAUCGUUGGGUUUACAGCAAUGGCCGCAAAGAGCACUCCGAUGGAUGUAGUCCAAUUUCUAAACGCUUUGUAUAGUACCUUUGACGAGUGCAUUGACCGAUACGAUGUUUACAAAGUAGAAACCAUAGGCGAUGCUUACAUGGUUGUGUCUGGCUUACCAGGACGCACUGACCUGCAUGCAUGGGAGAUUGCGAGUAUGUCUCUGGACCUAUUAGAAGAAGCUAAACAUUUCAUAGUUCCACAUCUACCUAACGAAAAGUUGAGCCUUCGUAUCGGCAUUCAUACGGCUCUCAGGAUUCAUAUAAGUGAAAGCACUAAAGAAGCAUUAUGCAGAUAUCCAUUGUUUGUCAUAGAACAACGCGGAACUAUCGAUAUUAAGGUGAAGAAUGUAGCUAUAUGUUUAGCAUAUAUUGAAUGUGUGACACUAUACUAUCGAAUUUCUGGAAAUUACGAUUUUACGGGCAAAGGUUUCAUGCAGACAUACUGGCUUAAGAACAAAAUAGAACCCGAAGAUCAUCAUGUUGAGUGGGCAGACUAG
Saccoglossus kowalevskii is the source of this 1875-nucleotide messenger RNA. RefSeq lists its product as uncharacterized. Lineage: Eukaryota; Metazoa; Hemichordata; Enteropneusta; Harrimaniidae. The record is from RefSeq and is a predicted model, not a curated record. Gene Ontology annotation, biological process: intracellular signal transduction; receptor guanylyl cyclase signaling pathway; cGMP biosynthetic process. Gene Ontology annotation, molecular function: peptide receptor activity; guanylate cyclase activity; adenylate cyclase activity. Gene Ontology annotation, cellular component: plasma membrane.